AUGUCGAAUCUUAUACGACGGAUCACCACGACAGCAUCGUCGUCGCCAGUGUUCCGUCGAGCCGCCGGUGACUAUGUUCUAAAAUGUCUCAAGGGUUUGGGUGUAGCGCUAAAAGCUUAUAUUGUGGAAAAAACGCCGGCAAAUCUCGGUGAAGUUUCGUAUAAAUUGGACAAACUCUGGCAGAAUUUGUUCAAUUCUGACAAGGAGAUUCCGAAAGCGAAAAAGUGUGAGCUCGCCGAGGAAUUCCUCAUUCAACCCGAACUUUUGAACAAUUUGCUUUAUGUGUUCCGAAUGGUUCGAUUAAGCGACAAAGCAAAAAUACGCGAUUUGUUUCGAUUCACGCAACUCUGGACGUCGAACGAAUCUGCCGAAAGCUCGAUGCCGCGAGUGAAAGCGGCCCGCUUCACGACUUGCGCACGAUUCGGCCAACAGCUUUUCGUUGUGCGGAAUGAGUUCUUCGAAAUUAUCAAUGAAGGCUAUGAUGAGACGGGAAGCGCCGGCAUCUAUCACGAUCUCAUUGAAAUUUUCGUCGGCGACGACAAAUGCCUCUCGACAAUUUUUGCCGACACCGGGCACAACGCGAAAGGCGACAAAGUUCGCGAAGACGGUUGUUUUUGGUCGAUUUUCGAUCGACUACUCAUCAGUUCAUCGGAAAUGGAGCAACACGAUGUUCUGUUUCAUACAGUUAAGACUUUGGAAAUGAUAUUGGAAUGCUCGCAUGUGACCGUCAGAAUGUUCUUAAGAGCCAACUGGGAUCGUUUUCAAUGUGCUAUGAAUAAGCUUAUGCUUUCGACUAAUUUUUUCAUUCAGCGUAAAUCACUGGAUAUCAUGUACAACAUUUUCAUCAACGCUCACUACUCGGAGCUUCGUGAACGCUGGAUGUGGGACAUGGAGAAUUUCCGUCGAAUUGUUCGAAUCCUUCAAAAUUGUCGUCGAGACGUCCGACUGGCGGCGUCGAAAAUUUUCGCGAUAUUUCUCGAACAUCCGAAUGCGCAUCCCGAAGUUGGCAAUUUUGUUGGGAAGAAUAUUUAUCGUUUAAUUGAGCAUCAUCUGGGAAUGGUGCAAUUGCACGGUUAUGAUGGCUCUCAGGAAGAUGUUGAUGACGCUUACUGUGCGAGAGUUAUACACAAAAUCGCAAUGAAGCGUUACCAACGACCAUUGACAAAAGAGGAAAUGGAUUCGUACGAAGAGGAGCAAGAAGCGUUUGAAAAAAUCGAAGAUCGUGAGUAA
Messenger RNA from Caenorhabditis bovis, 1230 nucleotides. NCBI's taxonomy places the organism in Eukaryota, Metazoa, Nematoda, Chromadorea, Rhabditida, Rhabditidae. The record is from the annotation of a GenBank genome assembly.